AUGGCGUGGUCGCCACAUAAUAUGGACCCGUAUACAUUUGGAUUUGUUCCCCAACAGGAAGAGAGCACUCCCGGUUCCAUUUAUCCCCAACCAGGGCUUAUUCGUCCUGGUGAUGCCUCCGCGUGGGAUUCUUCUCCCUGGGUGCAAUACUACCCGGAUUAUGUGAAUAGAAACAAUGCACAGUACCUUGUUGACAACAACGACCACAACGACUCCCAGACGGUACCCAGGGCAUCUUUCGGCUCUGCGAUCCAUACCGCAAACACCACCCCUCUCGUGGCUCCUUUCACGCAGGAACCAAAUUUGCAGGAGCCUCUUGAACCGGAAGCCAUAGGCAAUGGCAUUAACAGCGACGAAAACUCCGAUGUCCAUCGUCAGGAGCGUGAACAAAAGUGA
This is a messenger RNA of Penicillium crustosum, 396 nucleotides long. RefSeq lists its product as uncharacterized. The transcript has a single exon. The coding region runs from base 1 to 396 and encodes 131 amino acids. Lineage: Eukaryota; Fungi; Ascomycota; Eurotiomycetes; Eurotiales; Aspergillaceae. The record is from RefSeq and is a predicted model, not a curated record.